Photinus pyralis (common eastern firefly) is the source of this 1275-nucleotide messenger RNA. Its product is annotated as putative oxidoreductase GLYR1 homolog. Gene Ontology annotation, molecular function: NAD binding; oxidoreductase activity, acting on the CH-OH group of donors, NAD or NADP as acceptor; NADP binding. The record is from RefSeq and is a predicted model, not a curated record. Lineage: Eukaryota; Metazoa; Arthropoda; Insecta; Coleoptera; Lampyridae. The transcript is spliced from 4 exons. The coding region runs from base 1 to 822 and encodes 273 amino acids.
AUGAAUUCUGCACGCCUUCUCCCAGAAACCGCGGAGGAAGUGAAAGAGCAGGCAGAUCUUACAUCUCCGGGCCAGGUGAAAACCUUCAGCGUGCCCUGCGAUGUCGUCUACAACUCUGAUAUCAUUUUCUCGUGCGUUUCCGACACGAGGGCGGCCAAAAAUAUCGUUUUCACAAACUGUGGAGUAUUAUAUCAGCAAGACGGCAAUAGCUUAGAAGGGAAAGGUUAUGUUGAGCUAACCUCAAUUGAUACAGAAACUUCAAAAGACAUCAGUAAUGUUAUCACUAGUAAAGGUGGGCGUUACUUAGAAGCCCAACUGCAAGGCAGCAAAGAUGAAGCUGACAAUGGUUCUUUAAUUGUUCUCGGGGCGGGCGACAAGUCGCUCUUCGACGAUUGUCAGACAUGCUUCCAGGCGAUGGGAAAAACGGCGUUCUACCUUGGCGAAGUCGGAUACGCGACAAAAAUGAAUCUAAUACUGCAGGUCAUGCGUGGCAUUUCGCUCGCCGGUCUCACCGAAGGCCUGGUUUUAGCCGACCGAUCCGGAUUGUCGCUCAAGGACGUGCUGGAAAUCUUCAGCAUUACCUCCAUGAGCUCCCCCGCGCUGAUGGAGAAGGCGAACAUAAUCGUAAACCAAGAUUUCCGAAAUCCGCGCAUGCCUCUGCAACACAUGCAAAAAGAUUUGAAGCUGGCGUUGGAGUUGAGCGAUUCUCUACAACAACCUCUUCUGCUAACAGCUACGGCCAAUGAAGUUUUCAAGCACGCUCGCCGUUUGGGAUACAGCAAACACGACUCGGCCGCCGUCUACAUGCGCGCCCGUCACUAACUUCCACCUCGAGGAUUAGCUAAAUUGCAAUAGAUCCACUGUGAAGUGUUUUUGUAAUCUUAAGAAAGAUAAUUAGUGCGAAGUUACAAAGACUGAUGUGGCAAUUAUGAGGAACAUUCUCCCCUUAGAUUUCGAUGAGACCACCCGUAAGUUUAGACAAAUGUAAGAUAAUUAAAUCUUGUAAAAAAAAAUUUUGAUCAUUUUGAUAAUUGACCAUUGAUUAUGUAUAUUAAUCGACAUAUUUUAUUUACUUUCUUUUUUAACUUAGUAUACAAUACAGUUAGUUAAAGUUUUAUUGUAAUCGUUAACAUAGUGACUCGUUCUCACAGGACACCUUCGAACGUACUAGUUUAUUACGUUGAUUAUCGCAGAAUUUAAUUAAGUACAUGUACUUUUGUAAAUUGUAGUUAAUAUCUCUUCUCUGUAUUAAUGUUAUUACAAAUUUUCUAUUGA